This is a messenger RNA of Metarhizium acridum CQMa 102, 1377 nucleotides long. RefSeq lists its product as uncharacterized. The record is from RefSeq and is a predicted model, not a curated record. Lineage: Eukaryota; Fungi; Ascomycota; Sordariomycetes; Hypocreales; Clavicipitaceae.
AUGUCGAGGCCACAGAAUCAAAAGCGACCGCGCGUAAACCAGAGCAAACCUCCCUCUAAAAAGGCCAAGCUUACUAGAGAAAGGAACUUCUCGCUAGAAUUUUGGGAUAACCUGUCGAAAGUCUGGCUUACGCCGCGUGCUUUAAGGGAGCUUGACCGUCAAAACAAGACCCAACCUUGGCCGAAAUUUCCAGUACCCAAGUUACAUCCGACACAACUUGCUCAAUUCGCGCGGCACGGAGGCCCGGACCUCUGUUAUCUUCGAGGAUAUACCGAACGCAAUAGCCUUACGGAAGAUAUAAGCUCCAGUCGCUCUUUAACGUCCCAAAGCCGGCAGACGAGGUCAACGAAUGCAACAAGCGUCGGCACUAGAACGAAGUCUUCUGCCUACGGCAAGGAGUUCCAACAACACCUCACCGAUUACAACAUAUAUCGUGCAGACUACGAUUAUGACGACGAUGCCCCUGAACCUAAAAACCUAGCUCAGAUACAUCAGGAGCUAACGGUGGAAAGAGCAUCGCUAUCGCCGUCUCAAUUUACUCCGUCAGCUUUCCGAGAUUUCAAGCAAAGGAAUGCGCAAGCAACCUUUAAGAAAGACGUUAUGAGAACUAUCAUUCCUAUGAUUUCUGGUAACUCUAGCAUUCAUAACCAGCAGGACGUACGGUUCACUAAGCUUAAGCCUAUGACAAACCAGAAUGCAGUAAAACCACAGCCGGAUUUCUUUGAUGGAGCUCGCCUAGGAGAUCUUACUCAAAAGGUCAGGAACGAUCAAGCUAUACUGUCAACGGGCAUCCCUACCAAGCAUCCAAGUGUCCCGGUAGAGCCAAACUUUUUCCUAGAAGUCAAGGGGCCUAACGGGAAUGCUGCGGUAGCCCAGCGGCAGGCUUGCUACGACGGAGCAUACGGGGCCCGCGCCAUGCACGCUUUGCAAAACUACCACGACGAGCCAAUAUAUGAUGGCAAUGCCUACACCUACAGCUCGACCUACCACGACGGUAAUUUGAAACUGUACGCUCAUCAUGUCACCGCCCCGGCCGCCCCGGAAGGUCGACCAGAGUACCACAUGACGCAGAUUAACGGAUGGCAAAUGACAGGCAAUAUCCACACUUUCCGCCGCGGAGCAACUGCGUUCAGAAAUGCAAGGGAUUAUGCGGAACGUCACCGGAACAGCUUUAUUCGGGCUGCGAACGCCAUACCUAUUCAAGGGACAACAGUGACACAAGCAGACCUCGUUGAAACAAAAGAAGAGGUCUCUGGCCCUCUCGGUCUGCAUCCGUCGGAAGAUAAUACAGUGUAUACUGCCUGGCAAGAUGCGGACUACGCGCUUCAGCAGCAGAUCGCUGACAGCAGCAGAUCGCUGACAGCAGCAGAUCGCUGA